CCCGCGCCGCCCGGGCCGCUCCGGGGACGGGCCGGGGCGGGGCGCGGUCGCAGGAAGCCAGGCGGGGACGCGCGGAGGCGUUGGGGAGCGAGGGAGGGCGCGGCCAACUCCCGGAGGGACGGCAGGCCGAAAGAGCGGCGCCGGGGCCUGGCGCGCAGCCUGAGAUCGCCGGACCGCAGGCCGUCCCACCACGGGCUCUGUCCCGGCCCCAGCCCCCCGCCAGCAUGGCCGGCCGGACCGUGCGGGCCGAGACCCGGAGCCGGGCCAAAGAUGACAUCAAGAAGGUGAUGGCGACCAUCGAGAAGGUCCGGAGAUGGGAGAAGCGCUGGGUGACUGUGGGUGACACUUCCCUUCGAAUCUUCAAGUGGGUGCCUGUGGUGGAUCCCCAGGAGGAGGAGAGGCGGCGGGCAGGCGGCGGGGCAGAGAGAUCCCGAGGCCGGGAGAGACGCGGCAGGGGCACCAGUCCCAGAGGGGGUGGCCCCCUCAUCCUGCUCGAUCUCAAUGCAGAUGAGAGCAGCAACCAGAGUUUCCACUCGGAAGGUUCCCUGCAAAAGGGCACUGAGCCCAGCCCUGGGGGGACUCCUCAGCCCAGCCGCCCUGGAUCGCCUACUGGACCCCCAGAAGCGAUUUCGGAGGAUACUCAGCCCCCACAGCUGGGCCAAGAGAGAGACCCAGGGGGCACACCCGCAGGCGGUACUGAGGACCCCCCGAAGCUGACCAAGGAGGAACCUGUUCCAGAAUUGCUGGAAGCUGAGGAUUCUGGAGUGAGAAUGACAAGGAGAGCCCUCCAAGAGAAAGGCUUGAAAACAGAGCCCCUCAGGAGGCUUCUUCCCAGGAGAGGCCUCCGGACAAAUGCUCGCUCGACUUCCUCGGUGCCAGACACCAGAGCUCCGGGAGGUGGGAGCAAGGCCCAGAGGGCACCCAGGACGAUACCACAGGGGAAGGGGAGGUGAGCGGGCCCAUCCCACAAGGUGAGGCCCUUAGGUCUUCUUUAGCUGCCCCAAGAUCCAGUCACCUACUCGCACCACGUAAGGGUGGAGAGAGCUUCGGAGCUGGACGCCUGCUGCGUGUACCUGGAGGUAGGCGGCCAGCUCUCCACUUGUCCCUGACCCUAAAUCACGGAUCCAUCUUGCUUGUUGUGGGUCCAGAACUGUGGUGCUUGGGGCAGGUCACAGACAAGG
Peromyscus eremicus (cactus mouse) is the source of this 1181-nucleotide messenger RNA. It is a transcript of the gene Bcl7c, whose product is annotated as BAF chromatin remodeling complex subunit BCL7C. The record is from RefSeq and is a predicted model, not a curated record. The coding region runs from base 225 to 953 and encodes 242 amino acids. NCBI's taxonomy places the organism in Eukaryota, Metazoa, Chordata, Mammalia, Rodentia, Cricetidae. The transcript is spliced from 6 exons.